AUGUCCGAAUUCCACCUGUUCCCUUCGCUCCCCAAGGAAUUGCGACUCAAGAUAUGGCGCACGACCCUCGCAGGCCAGGGCCGGCUCGUCACGGUCGCCCCGGGCCACGAACUCCUCGCCUGCCGGAGCGGGCUGCCGGUCCUCUCGGCCGUCAACCGCGAGAGCCGCCAAGAGUUUCUACGGCUCUACGUCCGCCUCCGCGACCGACCUGACGCAAGCACCGCCGCCGACGUCGAAGCCGACGACCACGUCUACUUCAACCCCCGCCUCGACACCCUCAUCAUCGGUACCGACACGAAAACAGGCUCGGCCUUGAAAUCCUCCGGCGGUAUGGAGGCGCUGCUGCUCUUUGCCCGCUGCCCCGUCGGGACCCUCAUCGACGCGCCCGCCCUGCCCGAGUCCGCCGCGGAGCAAGUCCGCCAGGUGCACCUAUACGACCUCAACCCCUCCCGGCGGAUGGAGAUGGACUCCUCCCUGAAGAACCGCAAGCUCGAAUGGGGCCCCGGACGAGACGAGCCGAUGCCCCUCCCGCGCCUCCGGUUCCCGAACCUCGACGCCGUCGUCAUCGUCACCCUGCACGCCUCGCUCUGGGUCGGCAACUUCAAGUGCCACGGCAGUCGGGGGCGGCACUUCCGCUACGUCGUGCCCACGAACCAGGUCUACUACCACAUCAAAGACGCGGCGCACGGCGACAGCUUCGCCGGCAUGCGGCCCGCGUCGAGGAUCCCGGACGAGUACCUCAAGCCCGCGCCCGCGCAGACCCGGGCCAUGCGCGUCGAGAUCCUCCGCUCCGGCGACGACGACGACGGCAACGGCUGGGUCACCAACGACUGGCACCUGAUCAGCGGCCCGGACGACUUCUGUCACGACACGUGGGUUAUGCUGGUGCAGUACAUCACGCUGCGUCUGGGUCGGCAGGAUGAGUAG
Colletotrichum destructivum is the source of this 927-nucleotide messenger RNA. RefSeq names its product Putative 2EXR domain-containing protein. Bases 1 to 927 code for a protein of 308 amino acids. Lineage: Eukaryota; Fungi; Ascomycota; Sordariomycetes; Glomerellales; Glomerellaceae. The record is from RefSeq and is a predicted model, not a curated record. The transcript has a single exon.